AUGAGUCUCAUCGCUCGAGCAAACGAUGUUUUCCAAGUCAACCCAGUUAUAGGUGUUGACGAUGCACUCUCUGUACAUGGAUCUGACUGGCUCUGGGCUGUGACAGCCAUAUAUAUAAUUUCUUUCAUCGGACUCCUAGUCCUCUCCUUCGCAGCAAAAGAAAGCGAAAGAGUCUUCCACUACCUCUUCACCUGCGCAUUAAUGGUCGGCGCAAUGACAUACUACGCUCAAGCAUCCAACCUAGGCUGGACCGCUGUCGAGCAAGUCAACAACGUCGGCACCGGAGUAAUCCGCCAAAUCUUCUAUGCGAAAUACAUCAACUGGGUGGUGGCUUUCCCAUCCCUAGCUCUAGCAAUGGGUCUCAUAUCAGGCGUCUCUUGGACCACUAUUGUUUGCAACAUCGCCAUAUCCUGGAUCUGGGUUAUCAGUUACCUCGUCGCGGCAUUUACACCUUCGAGCUACAAGUGGGGAUUCUUCGCCUUUGGUACAUUCUCCUGGCUAAUUCUUGCUAUGAGUACCAUCAAUGAGAGUCGUGAGGCUGCUGCUCUCUUGGAAAUUCAGGGUGAUUAUUUGGUACUUUCAGGAUGGUUGAAUCUCUUGUGGUUGCUGUAUCCUAUUGCGUUUGGGUUGACGGAUGGUGGGAACCAGAUCGGGGUUACAGGUGCUUUUAUUUUCUUUGGUAUUCUCGAUAUUCUCAGUGUUCCGUUGUUGAGUUUUGCUGUUUUGUUCUUUGCCAGGAAGUGGAAUUAUCGCAAGUUGAGCCUUGCUUUUAGUGAUGCUCGUCCCAGCCGGGAUAGUGAGAGUGAGAUCAAGGAAGCGCCUCGGGUAUCCUCCGAUGUUUCAGCUACUGCCUAA
This is a messenger RNA of Penicillium antarcticum, 855 nucleotides long. Its product is annotated as opsin family protein. The record is from RefSeq and is a predicted model, not a curated record. The transcript has 2 exons. Lineage: Eukaryota; Fungi; Ascomycota; Eurotiomycetes; Eurotiales; Aspergillaceae. Bases 1 to 855 code for a protein of 284 amino acids. Gene Ontology annotation, cellular component: plasma membrane; endoplasmic reticulum.